Agelaius phoeniceus (red-winged blackbird) is the source of this 2613-nucleotide messenger RNA. RefSeq names its product coiled-coil-helix-coiled-coil-helix domain containing 1 (gene CHCHD1). Gene Ontology annotation, molecular function: RNA binding. The record is from RefSeq and is a predicted model, not a curated record. Gene Ontology annotation, cellular component: mitochondrial ribosome; mitochondrion; nucleoplasm. Lineage: Eukaryota; Metazoa; Chordata; Aves; Passeriformes; Icteridae. Gene Ontology annotation, biological process: mitochondrial translation.
AAAAAAAUGGGAAUACAGAAACAUCCUGCUUACCAAAAUGUUUCAGAAUUGCCAGUAAGUGUUUGAAUUUGGACCUUAGGAGAUGAAAAUGCAUUACCAGAAGAGAGGUAAAAAAAAAAAAAAAUUGCUUACUUGAACAUGUCUCAUACUCUUUAAUUUGGACUCUUAAGUAUAUACUAUUUUGCAAGUAACACAAAAAUCAUUAUAGAAUUGGAUACACCAGGAUUUAUUGUCAGCAGAUGCAGUAAAUUCUAGUGACCAUCUUGAGAAUAAUGUGGUAUAGGUCUGGUGAUGUUUAGCUCAAGUUAACGAAAUUUCCAAAGUCUCUAACUUCCUUGACUAGGCAAAGGGGUGUGCUUUGGGCUUUAUGUCUUGGAGGUUGAAUAUAUUUUAAUUCAAAUCAGUGUCCUGUGGAAAAAAAAAUGCAAAAGGAAAGCAUAUGGUCAGAGGACUCCAGCCGUUCCUGAUAAGGUGGUAAAAUGGCAUAUUCAGGAACUGCUCAAGACAAGGAUCUGAGUGCUUUGUGUCCCCAGUGUUCAGCAUCUACCUCCUCAGUUUUGUGCAUCUACCUUGUCCCUCCUGCUGUGCAGAGACCUGUUUGUAUCCCAGCCCUUGGAAUGCUCCUGUGCCUUCUGUAUUGCCUGCCUUUUUCAGCUGGGGACAGAAGCCCUCCAGAACCUGCCAGAUCAGUUGGGGACUUCCAGGACCUGGGGAAGAAAAUUCUGGGAACAGGAGUUUUUUCCACCAGAGUAUGAGGUUGUGGGAACGAUGGAAGCAGCAGUUGGAACUGCAUUUUGGAAGCAGCAGUUUCAGUAUCUUCUUGGAAGGAACAGUGCAGGGGAGAUCCAGCUGUAUUGUAACGGAGAGAAAUGAGGGGCUGGGAGCUGAGUGGUGAGAGUUUGGAGCACCAAGAAGAGUUUCCAUGCAGUUGCAGAAGAAAUUGAGAAGAGACAGGUGAGAGGGACCUCAGCCAUGUCUAUAGUAUCUGAGGGGAGAGUGUCAAAGGGAUGGAGGGAUCCAGGCUCUUCUCUCUAGUGCUGUGCACCAGGACAAGAGGCGACGGGCAGAAACUGAUGCACAGGAAGUUCCAUCUGAACAUGAAUAACAACUUUACUGUGCAGGUGACCGAGCACUGGAACAGCCCAGAGAGGCUGUGGAGUCUCCCGCGUUGGAGAUACUCUGUUGUAAGUGUCUGGAUGCAAUCCCGUGCAAUGUGCUCUGGGACCCUGCUUGAGCACAGAUCACCUACUGUGAUCCUUUCCAGCCUCGCCCAUUCUGUGAUUCCCUUAAUUCCGUCUGAAUUACUUGAGACAAUCAUGAUUUCUCCUGCUCUGGCUGAGAGUGUUUGCUACUUCCUUUAUUAUUUCUGCCGCAGAAGGAGCUGUUGGUAGGAGAUUGUGGGGACAGUGUCGCUCUGGUUCCGCCCAGUGCGGAAGCUGAGGGGAGUUACUCGAUUUCCAUGGCCUAUCCUCGGCCUGACGGGCAGGAUGGGGCGGGCCAGGCUUCCCGCGCCCGGCACCGCCCUCAGGGCGCCCGCGCGCGGACAUGGCGGCGCCCGCCUACCCCGCCUGGGUGACGCGCUGGGUGUCGGGGCAGUGGCGGAACAAGAAGCGGCCCCCGACGCUCCGCCCGCCCCGGACACUGGCGCUGGCCGACAAGGUGGCGAACCGCCGGGAGCAGUCGACAGAGGCAACGUGCAUUACGGAGAUGUCAGUCAUGAUGGCCUGCUGGAAACGGAAUGACUUCAACGAUGCGCCUUGUGCCGAGGAGAUCAGGACGUUCUAUGACUGCGUGGCCAAGGCAGAAAAAGAGCGCAAGAAUCAAAAUGAGGACACCCUGUCAUCCAGGGGAAAUUUGCCUUCAAGCAAAGUGAACAAGCUCCUGAAGAGGUUUCCUCAGAUCACACGUUAUGUAUAAUGUACUUUAUGAAAGAGACUGUGGACAAGCAAUUAAAGUUGGGGUCUUGGUUAAAAAAAAGGAAAGUCAAGUCGAGUGAUUUUUUUGAUGUCAAGUGGUGUGUGGGUCUUGACCCUGCUUUUGAUUCCAGAGCAAAAACCAUCCAUCUUGAGUAUCAGCUGAUUUUGUUCAUGAGGCUCUUGGGUCUUGUAGUGUUAGGAUUUCUGCAGUGUGUUUUUCAGCUUGCCUACUCAGGUCCUCACUGUUAAAUAAAACCUUCUAGGCAUUCAUGCAAGUGCAUUUUGUAACAGGACAUGACUUCUUCAUGUGCAAGCUUCUUGCCCAGCUCUGGAGCUGCUAUCAAAAUGUGCUUGGGUUCAAACACUGAGCCAAGUUAGAAUUAGUAAUGAUAUGAUAUUAAUGAUAGUAGUAAUUGAUGGUAUGAUGGCUCAUGCUCUUCUUACAUGGGUGUAUACACAAUCUGGUGCCUCUUGAAAUUUUUAAAAUUUCCACUGCUGUAAAAAAAAAGGCUGUAAAAUUUAGAAAAAAUCUCCAGCAAAAUACCUUGUUCAUACAUAAUACAAUGGUAAGUAUUAAAUAUAACUUUAACAUGGAAGUUUGUGAUUUAGACCCUCUGAUUUGCAGGUGGGACAGGUAUGGUGCCACAUAAGUUUGAUUAUUUUGUCUGUACUGUAAUAAAGCAAGACUGGUGUUUGA